This is a messenger RNA of Vicia villosa (hairy vetch), 810 nucleotides long. RefSeq lists its product as uncharacterized. The transcript is spliced from 4 exons. The record is from RefSeq and is a predicted model, not a curated record. Gene Ontology annotation, molecular function: zinc ion binding; single-stranded RNA binding; translation regulator activity. Gene Ontology annotation, biological process: positive regulation of cytoplasmic translation. The coding region runs from base 1 to 810 and encodes 269 amino acids. NCBI's taxonomy places the organism in Eukaryota, Viridiplantae, Streptophyta, Magnoliopsida, Fabales, Fabaceae. Gene Ontology annotation, cellular component: cytoplasm.
AUGGCUCGGGCUUUGGAGCAUCAGCCGAACGUUGGUGAGAAUGCAGCGUCUCACAAUUUGGCUACCUUCCAAAGGAAGAAUCCACCUGUCUUCAAGGGCACUCAUGAUCCUGAUGGCACAUUGACAUGGUUGAAUGAGAUUGAGAGAAUCUUUCAUGUGAUGGAUUGUACUCCAGAUCAGAAGGUUCGGGAGUUCUUAAGGAAGUACUUUCCCGAGGAUGUUUAUGGCAAUAAGGAAAUCAAAUUCCUUGAGUUGAGACAAGGGAAUAAGUCGAUUGUUGAGUAUGCUGCUAAGUUUGGUGAGUUGGCUAAGUUCUAUCAGCAUUAUGAUGGACCAACUGGUGAAUUUUCGAAGGGCAUCAAGUUUGAGAAUGGAUUGCGCCCGGAAAUAAAAAAGGUUAUUAGUGAGAAGCGAGGCAAGAGUCAACAAGGCCGUGGCAAGCCUUAUGAUACUCUAGUUGGCAAGGCCGGUCAUAAGAGUACUGUAUAUAAUGUUGAAGCGAAGAGGUGUUUCCGUUGUGGGAAGUUUGGACAUGCGGCGUCUGAAUGCCAGCAUAAGGAGAUGGUUUGUUUCAAAUGUGGAGAAGAGGGGCACGUUGGUAGCAAGUGUCAGAAACCAAAGAAGGAGCAAGCUGGUGGAAAGGUGUUCGCCUUGUCGGGAACUCAGACCACUAGUGAGGAUGCACUCAUUAGAGGUACAUGUAUCGUUAAUAACACUCCUCUAAUUACUAUUAUUAAUACUGGUGCUACUCAUUGGUUUAUCUCUGCUAAUUGUGUUGAAUGGAGAGAUGGUCGUCGACACUCCAGCUAA